AUGGAAAGCAUGAGGAUCUCCUCCCUGCUCUCCCUUCUCCCGUUCCUUGUCCUCGCGAUCGCUGCCGAGGCAACCGGCGACGACGAGCUCAGCACGUUCAUCGUCCACGUACAAGCAGGGGAGGACCGCGUGUUCGGCACCGCGGACGACCGGAAGGCGUGGUACCACUCGUUCCUCCCCGGCCAUGGCCGGCUGGUGCACGCGUACCACCACGUCGCCAGCGGGUUCGCGGCCAGGCUGACGCGGAGCGAGCUCGAGGCGAUGUCCGCCAUGCCCGGGUUCCUCAGCGCGACCCCUGAUCGGACGUACACGACGCUGACGACGCACACGCCUGAGUUCCUUGGGUUGAACGUGGAGCAGGGGCGGCGGAGAUACACGUCGGAGUUCGGUGCCGGCGUUAUCGUAGGCGUGAUCGACACGGGUAUCUUCCCAGACCACCCAUCCUUCAGCGACGACGGCAUGCCGGCGCCGCCGGACAAGUGGAAGGGGCGCUGCGACUUCAACCGCACCUCGUGCAACAACAAGCUCAUCGGCGCGCGCAACUUCGUCGCCGCUCUCAACGGCCCGAACGGCACUGACGCGCGGGUGCCGCCGGUUGAUGACUUUGGGCACGGCACUCACACCGCGAGCACCGCGGCGGGAGCCGUCGUGCCGGGCGCUAAUGUGCUCGGCCAAGCGUUGGGCACCGCCGCCGGGAUGGCAGCCCGCGCGCACGUCGCCAUGUACAAGGUGUGCGACCUCAAUGGAGGCUGCGAGGCGUCCGACAUACUGGCCGGUGUUGACGCCGCCGUGGGCGACGGCUGCGACGUCAUCUCCAUGUCUCUCGGCGGACCGUCGGUGCCCUUUCACCUAGACCCUAUCGCCAUCGGCACGUUCGGCGCCAUCGAGAAGGGCAUUUUCCUGGGGAACGGCGCGCAUUUCCACGGCGAGUCACUCUACCAGCCAAACGCCGGCGUGCCCGGUGCCUUCUACCCGUUGGUAUCCGCGGGCGCGAGCGGGAAGCCACUGGCCGAGUUCUGUGGGAACGGCUCGCUGGACGGCGUCGACGUCAAGGGCAAGAUAGUGCUCUGUGAGCUCACGAGAAACAUUUCGGCGCUGAACCAAGGUCAGGUGGUGCAGAGUGCCGGCGGCGUCGGCAUGAUCUUGGCGAACCAGUUUGCCCAAGGCUACGACACGUUAGCCCAGGCGAACGUCCUCCCGGCGUCGAGCGUCGACUACUUAACCGGCGUAGCCAUCAAAUCCUACCUGGGAGGCCAGCUCCCGGUGGCGCGUAUCGGCUUCAGGGGUACGUUACUCGGCACGUCACCUGCUCCGUCGAUCAUGUUCUUCUCGUCUCGUGGGCCUAGCCGUCAGGGCCCUGGCGUUCUGAAACCCGACAUCACGGGCCCCGGGGUGAACGUGCUCGCCGCAUGGCCGUUUCAGGUCGGGCCACCGUCGGCGCCGGUUCUCCCCGGACCGACCUUCAACAUCAUCUCCGGCACGUCAAUGUCGACGCCGCACCUCGCCGGCAUUGCGGCGCUGAUCAAGAGCAAGCACCCGGACUGGUCGCCGGCGGCGAUCAAGUCGGCCAUGAUGACAACAGCCGACAUCACCGACCGCUCCGGCAAUCCCAUACUCAACGAGCAGCGCGUGGCGGUCAACCUCUUCGCCACCGGCGCCGGACACGUCAACCCAAUGAAGGCCGCCGACCCUGGCCUGGUCUACGACAUCUCCCCCGAGGAUUACAUCGGCUACCUCUGUAGCAUGUACACGAGCAAGCAGGUGUCGGUGAUCGCGCGCCGGCCGAUCGACUGCUCGACGACCAUCGUGAUCAGCGACCGCCUGCUGAAUUACCCGUCGUUCUCGGUCGCUUUCCCGGCGUCCUCGAAUUCGACUGCGCCGAUGGUCGUAAGGCGCAAGGUGAAGAACGUCGGGGAGGUGCCUUCGGUGUACUACGCGGCGGUCGACAUGCCGAGCAGCGCCGUAAGCGUGGACGUAUUUCCAGGGCAGCUGGAAUUCGUCGAAGCGAACCAGGAGCUGACUUUCUCGGUAUACGUGUGGCCGAGGGAGGGUGGCGCAAGGGUGGUGCAGGGUGCGCUGCGGUGGGUGUCCGAGAAGCACACCAUACGGAGUCCAAUCUCCAUCAGCUUUUACUGA
Molecule: messenger RNA, 2136 nt
Organism: Hordeum vulgare subsp. vulgare (domesticated barley)
Lineage: Eukaryota; Viridiplantae; Streptophyta; Magnoliopsida; Poales; Poaceae
Product: subtilisin-like protease 4
Exons: 2
Coding region: 1-2136 (711 amino acids)
Biological process (GO): proteolysis
Molecular function (GO): serine-type endopeptidase activity
Source: RefSeq, a predicted model, not a curated record